Molecule: messenger RNA, 809 nt
Organism: Phyllopteryx taeniolatus (common seadragon)
Lineage: Eukaryota; Metazoa; Chordata; Actinopteri; Syngnathiformes; Syngnathidae
Gene: commd7
Product: COMM domain containing 7
Exons: 9
Coding region: 83-685 (200 amino acids)
Biological process (GO): tumor necrosis factor-mediated signaling pathway; negative regulation of DNA-templated transcription
Molecular function (GO): NF-kappaB binding
Source: RefSeq, a predicted model, not a curated record
UGGUUAACCCGGAAGUGGAACUGCUUGACCUUCUUCAGUCUUUUCAGGGUUUUGCGGCGAAGUCUCAAAAAAGUGUCUUCAAAUGAUGCAGCUCCACUUCACUAAAGAUGCUUUACCGGCGUCUGUCAGCGGCGACUUCCAAAACCUCAACAAAUUCAACGAGCAGCAAUUUCUUCGACUGAUGGAAAUUCUCUUCCAGUUUUUGUUAAAGCCCAAAGAGACAGAGAAGUUAAUGCAGCAGCUAAGUGACUUUGCAGGUGAAAACAGGAUGAGUGCAGGCCCACUCAAAAACCUCAUGAAGAGCGUCAUCUUCGUGCCACAGGGUGCGAUGAAGCGAAACCUGACGGCCGAGCAGCUGAAAGAAGAUCUGCAGACUUUAGGACUUCACGAGGACAAGGCGGCUCAUUUUUCACAACAGUGGGCGGAGCAUCGCGCGGGGCUGUGCAGACUGGCCGCACAGCAGACGCUGACCGUCAACCGGCUGGUGGACAUGGAAUGGAAGUUUGGCGUGACUGUCGGUACCAGCGAGAUCCACAAGAUGAGCAACAUCUUUCUGCAGGUGAAACUAGUUGUCCAGAAGGGGAAUGCCACAGAAAACCUCUACAUGGAGUUGAGCCUCCCUCAGUUUUACAACUUCCUGCACGAGAUGGAGAGAGCCAAGGCGAGCAUGGACUCGUUCAGCUGAGUGUGCGUCUACAUUUGUGUAGCCUUUUGUCUUUGUGUUUAUGCAUUAUGCGUGGGCACAAUUUCAAAUUUCGACAAGCCACAACACAUUUAUAUCCAAUAAUAAAGUUAUGUCAAAAAUACAA